GAUUUUGCCUUUUUUUCUUCUGAUUAUCUGUCUCUCUCACCGCUUGAUCAGGGUUGUCGACUUUCUCGCAAAUCGUUUCUUUCCCUUCGCUUUAUCUUGUUCUCUUCUUUUUUAUUGAUUUGAUGGUCUUUACAGUUUCGGAUGAAGAUGCAUCAUCGUUGUGUUCCUUCGCAUCAGAUUCUACAGUUUCGCGAAACUACUGGACAGAACGUCCUCCUUCUUCCUAUUCCCUCAAAAUCCAGAAUCUCUCACAACUCAUCGGUGAAAAUUACCAAUCUCGUCGUUUCUUAGCAAAUGACUACAUGUGGAGAUUAAUUAUACAUCCGAAAGGGAAUGAAAAGGACAAUGGAAGUGGAUUCAUUUCGAUGUACGUUGAAAUAGACGGCGUAAUUGAGGUGUCUGCAUAUCUCACCUUCUUUGUCUAUAACAAGAAAGCAAACAAAUACUUUUGUAUUGAAGAUACAGAGGUGAGGCGAUUUAAUGCAUUUAAGAAGGUGUGGGGAUGUUCUCAAAUGCUUCCGGUUGAGAUAUUCAAUGAUCCUAAAAAUGGAUAUAUCUUUGAGGGAGAUCAAUGCGAGUUUGGUGUUGAUGUGAUUCUUGAUUCACCCCUUACCAACUGGGAAGUCGUCUCUUUUAACAAGAAACUCAAUGUUCCCAAAUUCUCCUGGAGUGUCAAGCAUUUCACGAUGCUGAGAGACAAUCUCUACACAACGAAUAGAUUUUCAGUGGGAGGAAAGACAUGGGUACUAAAGCUGUAUCCCAAGUGCUUCUCUACAUCAGAUAACAAAUGGCUAUCCAUUUUUCUUCAUCUAGCUGCUGACAAUGAAAGAUUUAUAGCGGAUGAGAGGAUUUACACGCUAGGUCAUCUCCGAGUUCUUGAUCCUUGUGGAUCCGAUCACAUCACAGAGAAAUUUAUUUGUUGGCACGAUGCAUCAAACUCAGGCUGUGGUAACGACAAAAUUGUGUCAAUGACUAAGCUUAGGGAGGCAUAUUUGGACGAGGAAGACACUUUGAGCUUAGAGAUUGAAUUCGAUGUUGUUUCUACAACUAAUUACUCUCCUGACGUCUAAGCUCUCCCACUUUUUGUUUUUACUCUCUUUUCGUUAGGUUUUCGUUAUGCAUUGACAUUUCUUUUCUUCAUAUGAAUUUAUUUUGGAAAUUAAAAAUUUCAGUUGGGGAA
This is a messenger RNA of Thlaspi arvense, 1180 nucleotides long. The record is from the annotation of a GenBank genome assembly. NCBI's taxonomy places the organism in Eukaryota, Viridiplantae, Streptophyta, Magnoliopsida, Brassicales, Brassicaceae.